Diabrotica balteata is the source of this 2014-nucleotide messenger RNA. The record is from the annotation of a GenBank genome assembly. NCBI's taxonomy places the organism in Eukaryota, Metazoa, Arthropoda, Insecta, Coleoptera, Chrysomelidae.
UAUACUUCGUAAAUUAAAAUUAACCGCUUUAGACAUGUAGUAUGUGUACUUGCUAUGUUACUUCAUUAAUUGCUGUCUGUGCUGUGGGUGCCGUGGAGCUGACAGUUUAUAGUUUUUAAAUUGUACAUAUUUACUUCUUUUAAAAUUAUUUUAUUAAACAUUUAUCAAAAAUGGGAGAUAUGGGACCUGGAGAGUACUUUAUUUGUGGGGGUUUUGGUGGAAUAUGUACUGUUGUAGUAGGCCAUCCCUUAGAUACUAUAAAAAGAUCAAAACAGAAGGGAGAGAAUAAAGUGUUUGCUGCAAAUUCAACAGGGGCAAAUGCACCAAAGGUUUAUAAUGGGCCUGUUGAUGUAGUUAAGAAACUUUACAAGCAAGGAGGGAUAUCCAGUAUCUACAGAGGAGCAGGAGCAACACUGCUAAGAGAUGUUCCUGCUUCGGGAAUGUAUUUCCUUACUUACGAAGCUAUUAAGGACUACGUUACCGAAUAUGGAACAAAGGAUAUCACUAUAUUAGGAACUAUUCUGGCUGGUGGAUCAGCUGGAAUAUCCAACUGGUUGAUAGGCAUGCCCGCCGAUGUUUUAAAAAGCAGAUUACAAACAGCCCCUGAGGGUACAUACAAGAACGGUAUUAGAGAUGUAUUCAAACAAUUGAUGAAGACUGAAGGACCUCUUGCCUUAUAUAAGGGUAUUACACCUGUACUGCUUAGAGCCUUCCCGGCGAAUGCUGCCUGUUUUGUAGGCUUUGAGUUAUGCAAGAAGUUUAUCGAUUUCCUCUUCCCGAAGAAAAAACCAACAACAGAACAAAUCGCUUAGUUAUGUCAACGAGAUUAUGGUAUUGGAUCCUUGGAUGUAUUGAUAUAUUUGUGAUUCUGAUUGAUAGAAGAAAUGUUAUUAUGUUUGUAUUAUUCGACGAUGACAGGUUCCUUGUCUUACUUGACAUAAAGAAUAUGUAAAUAAGUAAGUUCGUUACUGCUUAAAUCUUGUAACUCUAAAUAAAAAAAAGUAUUAAUAGUUACAUAAUGACCAAACAUUCUGUCGUUAUAAAGUGUUUAUCUUCAUUAAUUGAAAAAUUUAAUAAUAAUAUACAAAAGUGAGACUGAAACAAAUAUUUGACAUUUAGAAAAAUUGAUUUUAACAGAUUAAGUGCCAGGAGUUUUUUUCAUAAACUCAAAAUAUCAAAAUAUUGUGUAUGUCUACCUAAAUGGGUGGACAACAAAAUUCAAAUUUUUGCUUGUGUUCCCUUUUGUUAAGAUUUUGGCAUUUUGGAAUAGGACAGAUUCAGCAAGAUUUGGCCACUACUCUAUUUGAUACAAGAACAAUUUCAAUAUACGAAAAAACCUGGAGAAAAUUUGGUAAUUGGCGAUUCAAUGGUGCCUUUUACUGGCAGACUAAAUUUUAAACAACAUAUCCCAGGAAAAUCACACAAAUAUGGUAUAAAGCUGUUUAAACUUUGUGAUCAACGUGGUUAUACAUAUAAAAUGAUAUAUUGUAAAAAAAAUGAAAUCUAGUUAUGGAUCACUUGCAACUAAUGUGGUCAUGUCUCUAAUGAAGUCCUAUUUUAGCACGGGAGAACUAUAUGUACUGAAAUUUUUUACAUUAGCAAGUUUGCUGCUCAUUCAAAAAUUGUUGGAAAAGAAGACAUACUGUUUAGAUACAUGUUUUAAAAAUCGAAAGGAUUUGCCGAAGGAACUUACAGCUGCUAAGCUAAAACGGAAUGAGGGUCCUUGAAAGUCUGGCAUUGACAUAUCCGAUCAGUUAUCUUCUUAUCAUUCUGCUAUUAGAAAGUCAAUUAGAUGGUAUCAUUAAGUAGCUGAUGAUUUAUUAUUUGGAGCAUCAAUUAUAAACACCUAACUUAUAUUCCUUAUUAAAUAUUCUACAAGACCUAGAAGUAAGGUUUAGAACACCCAAAUUAUUAUUAUCUACAAAAAUCCGAAAUUGUCCAAUCUGGUAAAGCAAGUCCAGUCUUAAAACUUUUUGCAAUAGAUACCCAAUUAAACCAUUUUUAUGUUUUGAAA